AAGAAGAAAAUAUCAUCGAAGAAGAGUACGAAGUCACGAAGAAGAGAAAGAGCGAGCGGCACUCUCUCAAUACAGUCAAAUGUCGAUCGUUUUUGUGCCCCAAAAACUUCGCGGCAAUGCCAAAAUCAACCAGGAAACAAUUCAGAGGCUGCUGGACGAAAACGACCAGUUAAUACGAUGCAUCUUCGAGUACAUGCAAAAGGGACGAGCCGUGGAGUGUGUCAAAUAUCAACAAUUCUUACACCGUAACAUUGUCUACCUGGCAACCCUGGCCGACGCCAGCCCUGACGACGACGUGCCUUCGACCUCGACGACGACGUGGCAAUCUGUGACAGUGGCGAAUAAAGCUCCGUGCGUUCCAGCAGGAACAACAAAUCCGGAAGCUGCUUCAACCACCCUGCCUCAUCAGUCGUAGUAGAAGUAUUAACAAUUGUAUUUAACACCGUUCUGCCUCAUAUUUAUGCAUACUUGUAGCAUUUCGGUUACACUGAAAAUGGGAAAAAUCUAUUUAGCACUACGAGAAAUAGAAGUUAUUGCCAGUUUCAUGAAGUUGCAAGCUUUAAUUGGAAAUUUUGUAAUUUUACAACCAAAUGUUAACAUGGGGGGAAAUAGUCAAAAUGUGAGGGAAAAUAUUGUAUUAGCAAAAUCAAGAGGAAAUUGAUUCGCUUCUUUUUUUCCCCAAAGUUGAAUUUGUAAUGUUUUAAACAAAAAAAACACUAUAUAUAUAACAACAUUUGAAAUGAUUACAGAGUAAAAAUAUAACCACUCGCCCCAAAAUGCCGUCUUUUAUAGUGGGAAAAAAAUGAAACCAUAAUAACUUCUGGUUUUACAAAUAAUAAUAAAAAAUCAAUAUUGGAAAUAUUUGUAAAUGUGGACAUUCUCUUAGAUAUCUACAUUAAAGAAGAAAAAGAUUAGGUUUACAAUUAAAAUUUUCCAAAUUUAAAAAUGUUUCUUCCGAAAUUGAAAUGUGCAAAUUAAACAAAUAUGGGGGGAAAAAACAUUCCUGCUAUUAUAUUGAAGUCAUGUUUUUGUAAGACAACAAACCUACUUUUGCAAUGUUAACUUUUUAUAGGGCAAGUGAAUAUUUUGGGUUACUUGAAAAUUAUAGUAAUUAUUCCUAUAAAGACCUAGCAUCCACAUACGUGGUGUACAUCAGUGGUGUAGGCCAUUACAAAAAAAAUUUUUAAUCAUUUUUUAUGAAUGAAUAAAACUAUAAAUGACCAAAAUGAAAACAAAUAUACUCCGGUUGUGGCUUGCAUGAUUUUUUUGGGGGGGAUAGUACGUGUUCCCUUCUAUUGAACGCCCUAUCCAUUUUGACUGGGAGAGCUAGAGAAAAACCUCAAAGGUCCCACUCAUUUCGAUCGCUGCCUGCUUCUCCCAAUCAAAACUGAUUGGACGUCUAGCGCUAUCAAUGAGUUAGUUGCCCUAGAAAGGAUUGUUUUUCGUAUCGGUGUGGCCUGAAAAAUAGUAAUAUAAGUUAUUAAGAAUUGUACUUUUUGAAAUGUGUGAUGUUUGUUGAAAUGCUACCUCUCUAAGUACAAAAAUAAACAUUUCCAGUCACAUUGCUAGUUUAAAAUUUUUUUAUUUUUGCAUUGCUGGUAAGAUUUGUGGUCGCCAGCUAAAAAGAACAAGAAGCAACGUAAGCUAAGCAGCCGCGUCCCCUUUAGUUGACCUCAUCUUAUGUCACCCAUUUUGUUUUUCCCCUUCCUGCCAUAAUAGUAAACUUAUGACACGAGAAAGAAGGGGUGAGGGGUCAGCUAACAGUUACAAGUCUGUCAUUAGAAAUGGAAGAAAAAAGCAAAACCUAUCUUGAUUGUGCAAAGCACAUUUUAACUAUAAAAAGAUAUAUUUAUAUGUAUAUACAGCAAAACUGUAAACAUUUUUGAAGUGUUAGUUUUCUUCUGGUGUCAUUUCAUAAAUACAGGCAACAUUGGCAUCUGCAAACAUCACAAAAAAAACAUUCGGGGCUUUUGCCAUAAGAACUUAAAAAUAGCAUAUUUGGUAAAAUGGGCGACUAGUGUGCUUCUUUUCACGUAAUUCAGGAAGUGGAAACAAGCCAUGAAGUAGGAUUAGUAAUACUGAUGAGAAGAAAAAAGUCGCAGUAUCCAAUUUGGCUGGCAAAAUGGCACAUUUCAUAUACGGAAAAUAAAUCUUUAAAAAAAAAAAAAAAAAAAAAAAAAGUGUAUUUGCGUGUUAACUGUGCUGAGCCUGCUCAAAGCCUCUUUAAAAAUGUUACGAAAAAAGUGAAACGUUUCAUGUACACGUCAGCUGUACAUUUGGCAGUUACAGCUCACUUUACGCACAAGGUUUGCUUUUAAGCUGUCCCCAGCUCUUGCCCCAAAGGAAGAGAAAUGACCGCUUACUUGUAGGAAUAAGUCGUUAGGAGGGGAAAUGGCAAAAUGAGUUCACCCGCUUAGAAAAUAGGUAGAGUUCGGAAAUUUCAAUCAUAGAUGCAUUUCCACUUAUGGAGACAUAAAAUAAAUCCACAACUCACAUUCUAUGAUUUUUCAAUAAUUUUUUAAUUUACUGGGGUUCAUAAGUAUUUGUACCCCUGAGAAAAAUUGUCCUAAUAUUUAGUCAUAAUUAGCCUUUGUAUUGUUUUAUUUAGUAAUAUUUAGCCUUUGUUUGCUAUUACAGAGGUCGGAUGCUUAUUGUAGUUCUUCACCAGGUUUUCACAUAUGGAAACAGGGAUUUUGGCCCAUUCCUCCACACACAUCUUCUCUAGAUCUGUCAGGUUUCGCGGCUGUCGUUGAGAAACACGGAAAAAAAAAAAUAUUGGAUUAAUGUCUGGAGACUUCCUAAGCCACUCCAGAGCCUUGAAAUGCUUUUUACGCAGCCACUCCUUGGUCAGCUUCGUUGUGUGCUUCGGAUCAUUGUCAUGUUGGAAGAUCCAGCCACGACUAUUCUUCAGGUCUCCGGUUGAGAAAAGGAGGUUGUGGCUCAAAAUCUGAGGAUAAAUUCCACCAUUCAUCCAAUGCUUUAUAAAGUAUAGUCGUCCUGUCCCCUUUUGCCAAAAAGCAUCCCUAAAGCAUGAGGUUUCCAACCCCAGAUUUCACAGCGGGGAUGGUGUUCUUGGGAUUGUACGCAACCUUCUUUUUCCUCCACACACAAUGAGUACAAGUUUGCACCAAAAACUUCUACUUUGGUCUCAUCUGACCAAAUGAAUUUCUCCCAUGAUCCCUCUGCAUCAUUCAGAUGGUCCCUGGCAAACUUCAGACUGGCCUUCACAUAUACGAGCUUCAACAGGGGAACCUUCUGCGGAAUGCAUGAUUUUAAACCAUUUCAUCACGGUGUCUUACUGACAGUAACCUUUGAAACUGUGCAUCCAGCUCUCUUCGGGACAUUGACCAGCUCGUGUCGUGUAGUUCCAGGCUGAGCCCUCACUUUUCUCAUAAUUCGUGAUGCCCUACUAGAAAUAUUUUACAUGGAGCCCCAGUCUGAGGUAGAUUAUCAGUUAUGUUUAACCUUGUCCAUUUUCUAACAAUUGCUACAACUGUUGAUUUAUCCUAACCAAGCUGCUUUCCAAUUGUCCCAUAGCCUUUUCCAGCUUUGUGGAGCGCAAAAAUUUUUUCCCGUUUUUUUUUUUUUUUCUUCAAAAGCUCUCUGGUCUUUCCCAUGGAAGCAGUUGGAUUAUGACUGACAGUGGGGUGCACUGGUGAAAAUAUUGAGCUCAAACUGGUGGUGGGUUACUCAAUGGGGAAAAGGACUUUUUUUAAGGUAGACUGACAACUUUUUGUCAUUAUUUGUCAGGGGUGCAAAUACUUAUGAACCCCAAUUACAAAUAAUUUUUAAAAAAAAUACAGUGUGAUUUGUUUUUUUUUGGUUUUUUUUAGAUUAUGUCUCUGAGUGGAAAUGCAUCUAUGAUUGACAUUUCAGACCUCUACCUAUUUUCUAAGAGGGUAAACUUCACUAUUUCAGCUCAUUAUUGUAUGUAGGAGUACCAGGGCCACGUUAAUUAAAACGGGUCCAAGAAAACAAUGUUAUAUACCAAAAGUCAAACGUUCGUUUAAUUCUGGCUUCCCUUGACGGUAAUAGACAAAGCAGUUGCUUUAAAAGUUAACUGUUUUACAUUGACCAUAUAGUAAUUUAGCAUAGGAAACAGAUUAACAACCGAAGGGAGGACUGAAAAUAAAGUCAUAAUAUCAUGUAACGUUACAUAAUGUUAUGAGGAAAAAGUUGUAAUAUAAAGAGAUUCAAGUCGUUAUAUUAAGUAUAUGUAGUAUGUAUGGAUGCGGUGAGGCUAAUUUAAAUUAGUUACCAUGUACUUUACAUAGUGCUUCGCCACCUCUGAUAAAAUGAACAGUAUUGAGAGCAUCUUGUGAGGCUGUAGGAUUCUUCACAAAUAAGAUCCUUAAUCUUUUGGCAUAUCUACGUCAAAUUAUAAUCAAUAAGUAUUUAAACUGAUACUUCCAACUUAUUUGUUCAUUUGAACGGAGGUGUUCAGAGUACUUAGCAGCUAAGUUUGCUCAACUUAGCCGUACGGCAUUCAUACAAAAUUAACCAAUGUAAGACUUUACUAUCGUAAUGUUACGAAUUAAUUCUCAUAUAUUUUUUUUCUUUCUUUUUAUGACCCUAAUACUCUUAUCUUGUGAUUGCUGUGAGUGUGGAAAUGAGACUGGGAUUGAUUGCUUCUCCCUGGAUGCUGCAGCUCAAAUUUUUGGGCAGUGAUGUUUUUGCAACAGAAUUUUAACAACUGAUUUUUUGCGGCUAUUUUGCUUUUAUUACUCUGGAUUUUGAUGCUGAAAAAAUGCAUUACAAAUUCAAAUUCCAGUGGCACGGAUUUACUUUCAUAGAUUUAAUUGUCUUAAAAGUUGGAAUUUGAAUCUUUUUUUUCGCCUUUCUGGUGGUCUUGCUAUAUAUUUUUCCUGCCAGCGUGGCCCUGGUAGUCCUUGGGGAAAUAUGUGGGUGAAAAAAAUCGUGAAGAUCAAGCCAGUGUGUUGUGUUGCAGGCUCAGUAUUGAUGCAGGAAGGAGGACCUGUGCUCGUGUUUUAGGGGGAACGACUUGAAGGCCUUCAUGCCUUUCAGCUGUUGCUGUUGACUGAAAGGGAACGGUGAGGAAACUGCGGCUGACGAAGGGGAGCAAUCCCCGCCCCCUCCGCUGGCGGCAGCCCACACUGGCGAGCGCAGCAUCUGCAUGGAGUCGCUCCACUGAGACGACGAUGGUGGCGCUAGGUUUAUCUGGUGGUACAAGGAAGAUGUUGGAUCUGUCACGCAGCCGUGGGCCGAGUGCUGCCACGGCGCUUUGGGAGGCCAUGUUUUCGUUUUGCUGUCCUGAGAAGACGCAUAUAAAAUAGUCAGGUUUUUACUCACGCAAAGAAUGAAAAAAAAAUACAGGACUUGUUCCAAAAGUCCUAAAAUAAAUAUAAUUUGGUUGUGGGUUUUAUAUACCUGGUUGUCAUCAGCCACAUGAUGGAGAGCCGGUGAGGGCAAAGUGCACGCUUCUGGCUCACCACAGCUGUGUUUCCUGCGCACACUUUUCUGUAUUAACUCCACACAUUAUAACUAUGUAUCAAACAUCUAUUAAACUAUCAAAUGGACCAACAAAGUUGACUUAAAAUGAACCAUUGUGUUUCUUAAUGUUAAAUGAAUUAAUUGAGAAAUUAACACAUUUUUAAACAAAAGUCACAUAAAAGAUGACGUAACCCUUAAAGGCCUGCAACAUGAGGCAAAUGUCAGAGAAUUCUAAUAUUUGAAAAAUAAGGUCUUAGUGGAUUUUCAAUUUGUGUUUAAAAAAAAAAAAAAAAAAAUGUGUGUGAUAAGUGCUCUAGCCUCUAACCCUAGCUAAAUCUUGUUUUUUCCCUCAUGGAACCUGCAGAUACAUGUGUUGACUUGCGUCCAUCAAUUUGUUUUAGAAAAAUUAAAAAAUUCUGAAUUCGUCUCAAAAUCAUGAAAUUCUAAGUAUCAAAUGUGAUACAUUUGGCAAUGAAGGAUUAAAAUGAAUCAAUAAACCAAACAUUUCAUCAAUUAAUACACUUUAACUAGUGUUGCACCGAAACAAGCAUCAGUAUCAAUACGUUAUUAAAAGUCAUGGGUAUCGGGGAAGUAACUCAGAAAUAACGGGCUGAUUAGUCAGUUUAUCACUAGUAGAUGUUCAAUCAGUUUGAACUGGGAGGGAUGGCAGCAAAUGAACAAACGUUUGUUCGCUGCCUCCAUCACAGUUCUAAUGGAUUGGAUGUCUAGUGCCGUCAAUGGCUUGUGAGUUUAGCAGUGUCUGACCAAGCCAUGAUCACAAUUACUUUACAGUUUAGUAUGCAGUAAUUUAGUAUUAAAACUUAAGGAAACAGAAAUUAUAUAUUUUUUCAAAACAGUGAUUCCGAUACCACACAGCCAAUUGUUGGAAUCAAGAGCCAAAAAAAAAAAGUAUCAGUGUCACAGUAAUUUCAAUGACAUAUUUUAGGAAAAGUACCAAAUUACUGCAAUUAAUAUGACAGAAUUCUAAACAUUGUAAAUGCUCGAUGGGCCAUAUUUUUGAACAGAGUGGGCAAAAUGUGGCCCAAAUGCCACAAUUUUCCCACCAGUGUUUUUACAAGCUAGGUUAGAUGGUCUACAAAACGAAGUCGUUUCUUGGUUCAGUCACAAAAGCAGAACCUACCUUCUUUGCUUGACGGCCGCCACCAGAUCGGGUCCAGAGAACAUGGAGAAGAGGCUGUCUCCAUUAGCAGAGGAGGUCUCAUCGCUAGAGCUGGCGGAGUCUCCCUGAUUGGCCGACCAGCUGGUACUGACCGCCUCACUAUGAAUACAAACAGUACAACAAUAAAACAUUAAAACUGGCUGUGCUGAAACCAAGAGGUAGACAGGUGGGAGAACCGCAAGAGGUGCCACAUACCCCUCGCUGUAGAACUCUGGGUGCAUCCACGUCCGGUGCUGUUCAUCAGGCAUGGGCCAGUUGCUACGAGGGUUGCUGGGGCGGCGUGGGUGUUGCACCUGGCGCUUCUGCUGCAUGGCCUGGCUCACGCCGGCCACGUAACGCGCAAAUUCUGGGUCAGAGCCCACUGUCAAAACGAGAAUGCGAGGACUGACUUUCUGAUGCUGGGUUAAAAAAAUAAUAGAAUAAUAUAAGACAUUUUAAAGAAAAUCUGCAUCAUGUGAAUAACUACCCUGAUUAUGUGUGCACCUUGGCCACUGGAUGGCAGUGUGGCUUCGCAGAAGCAAACACUAGUACAUAAUACGUGAGCUGAAGAUUGUAGAAGCAUAUUACAAUUUUGCGUAUUUAUCGUAUUUAUUGUCUAUGAAUAUUCCAAAGUCUGUUUUGUCCGUCACUUUGAGAGUUUUAAUUACUCGAGUCAAUGCUAAUUUUCGUCAGCAUGGUAGCUAACAGGCUUUCGAAAAGCGUUUUAUGUAUUUGAAUGAAGAGUGUUUUAUUUUCUUUACUUGUGGUUAGUUUUACAGUUGAGCUUAACUGGAUUGAAAUAAACUGCUUGAAAACCAUCAACAUUGACUCUUUGAUGUAGUGUAAGCAAUCUGCUAGUCUUUUUGCAUGUACUCCAUAUAUGGAAUAGAUGAGCCGUUACAUAUUUGAUCGAUUAAAUGUCACAGCUCAUCAUUGAGAUCGACGCCCCAAAAAUUAAAUCUUAAUAUCGCCCAG
Corythoichthys intestinalis (scribbled pipefish) is the source of this 7585-nucleotide messenger RNA. RefSeq names its product ss18, like 2 (gene ss18l2). The transcript has 4 exons. The coding region runs from base 80 to 415 and encodes 111 amino acids. The record is from RefSeq and is a predicted model, not a curated record. NCBI's taxonomy places the organism in Eukaryota, Metazoa, Chordata, Actinopteri, Syngnathiformes, Syngnathidae.